Boleophthalmus pectinirostris (great blue-spotted mudskipper) is the source of this 938-nucleotide messenger RNA. It is a transcript of the gene commd5, whose product is annotated as COMM domain containing 5. Bases 146 to 781 code for a protein of 211 amino acids. The record is from RefSeq and is a predicted model, not a curated record. Gene Ontology annotation, cellular component: nucleus. The transcript has 7 exons. NCBI's taxonomy places the organism in Eukaryota, Metazoa, Chordata, Actinopteri, Gobiiformes, Gobiidae.
GUCAUAUGAUAAACCCGGAAGACGUCGAUGGCUUCAGUUUAGCUUCAAACCUCUUCGUAUUUUGCAGAAUUUAUCUUUUUUGUUGUUGUUUUUUUUUUUCGCAUGCGUUUUCGUCCGUAGAUCGUGUUGAUUUCCGCGGCUCGCCAUGUCCGCGGGCCACACGAAAGAGCCGAGUUUUCUGGGAGGCAGAAUUCCCCCAGAAAUCGAGUCGAUGUCCAAGAAUCUGAAGGAUCUGGACCAGGACACGUUCAGAAAGUUAUUAAAAGCGGUGGUGGGGGCGCUGGAGGGCAGGGACGGCAGAGACGCGCUCAGGUCCGUGUCGGAAAACUCCCCCGUUCCUCUGGAGAAACUCGGCCUCGUCGUCGCCGGGAUGUUCCGGGUUUUGUCCGAGGCCUUACGCGUCUCCACGGCAACGCUCAAGCAGGAGGCUUUUAAAGAAGACCUGCGAGAUUUGAAAAUCCCAGAGGAGUUCAUCUCAGAUUUCUCCAGUGUGGUCUUUGGAAACCGUCGCUCCGUCCUGGAGGCGGCGGCGGCUCAGUCGGACCCUCGCCUGCCGACUCUGCAGCAGCUUCAGUGGAGAGUGGACGUGGCCAUCUCCACCGGGUCUCUGUCUCGCGCUCUGCAGCCGUCCGUCCUGAUGCAGAUGAAACUCUCCGACGGAUCCAUCAAACAGUUUGAGGUUCCAGUGUCAAAGUUCCAGGAGCUGAGGUACAACGUGGCUCUGAUCCUCAAAGAAAUGAACGACCUGGAAAAAAGAAACAUCCUGAAAAUCCAGGACUGAGAGAAAAUAUCUGGACUUUUCAAACGACGUUUUGCUGUUUUAUACGGUUUUAUUACAAAAGUGUAAAUAUAAAUGUGAGUCAGCGCUGUCUAAUGUUUUUCCUUUUGAUUUAUGUUUUACCGUGAAGUAUUAAAAAGGUAAAUUCCUAAAUAUAAAA